CGAGUAGGAGGCAUGCUGCUGCUGUUGGUGGUCAGACCAUUGGGGACCAGAGAUCCUUUGCAAAUCCAGAUCUCUCUUCUUCAGCUCACCUCUGUUGAAAAGUUCCCCCAUUCCACAGCAACCAGAUCAUUUUGUCUGUGAUCUUUGAGAGCGGACUGACUGAAAAUAGAAACUUGACAGAUGCCUGUUCCACUGCCACCACCUGCUCCUCCUCUUCCACCAUCUCUUUCUGGAGGAGCCCCACCACCAGCACCUCCUCCUCCUCCUCCUCUUCCGCCAUCUUUCUCUGCAGCUCCACCACCACCUCCUCCUCCUCCUCUACCUUCUUGUUCUGGAGGUCCACCACCUGCCCCGCCUCCACCUCCCCUUCCAUCACCUUCUUCUGGAUGUCCACCACCACCACCACCACCUCCUGCCUCUUUUUCAUCAUCUUCCGGAGGUCCACCAUCACUGCCAUCUUCAUGCCCUUUGGCAAACUCCGAACCGCCCAAGCAGAGGAGGGAGGACUCGAAAAGCCGCAGUGCUUUGCUACAUGAGAUCCAGAGAGGGACUCGGCUGAGGAAAGUAUCGCAGACCAAUGACCGAAGUGCCCCGCAGAUUGAAAACUCUAGGAGGAGGGCCAGCAGAGAUGGAGGAAGCUCAGGAACCGGCAGAAGUGACAUCCCUCAGGCAUUGGGGAACCUAUUUGCAGAGGGUUUUCCUGUUCUGAGACCAGUAGGCCAAAGGGAUCUGACAGGCGGUCGGACGGGUCAGCCAAGCACUGUAAGGACAUCUCCUCCUGCAAAGGGUCCAGACCCACCGAACAAUAAUGGGAAGGCCAGUGGCAACCUUCAAACUGCGUCUGACAGCCCCAAACCUGCAAGUCCAUCGGAAGCAUCCAAGGCCCAGCAAGCGAUUCCGGCUCGUCCCAACAUCCCUGCUCCUCCACCGCCACCGCCACUGCCGCUAUCGCCUUCCUCCAGCAAGCCUUCGCUUAUCUUUCCCCCUCCUCCCUCUCUCCCCCCUCCCCUGCUUGAAAAUCCCGAGAACCUCCCCUCCCCAAGCGCUGCUGCUCCUUCUCCCCGCAAAACCCCAGCAUCCCCUUCACACAUGCCGGCGCCGCCACUGCCUCCCCCUCCCCCUCCCUUGCCUUUAGGGCCCCCUACUUCACUCCCAGGCAAAACCAGCGAGGGCCCCAGCCCAUCGGCCUCCCAGCUCGACCUAAGGCUCAGUUCCCCUUCCGUGCCCCCUCCGCCGCCGCCGCCGCCACCUCCAGUGCCUUCUAUGUCCACCUUUUCCUCACACAGGACGUCUUUGCCGCUGCCCCCUUCGCCAACUUCUCUCAGUGCCUCGAGCGGCAGUGGCGAAGCCCCGCCUCCGCUGCCCCCCAAGUCGCUGUUUGUGCAGUCCCAGAUGCAGAAGCCCAGCAUUCAGUCGCUGCCUCUUCCCCCAGCCCCUCCAAGCACCCAGCAAGUGGCUGUGACACACAAGAGGAGACAAGGCAGAGGCGGAGGAAAGUUGAUGCCACCCCCAGCACCUCCUGCAAGGUCUCCGACAACUGAACUCUCAAGCAAAUGCCAAUAUGCUCAAGUAUCUCCCUGGCUGCCUGGCCCAGACCUCUGCUCAGCAAUUAAGAAUGGGGCAGUCCACAUAAUGGAUGACUUUGAAUCUAAAUUUACUUUCCAUUCCGUGGAAGAAUUUCCUCCUCCUGAUGAGUUUAAGCCAUGCCAGAAAAUUUAUCCUAGCCAGGAAGCUAGAGAUAGCACCAACAACCCUCCAUUAAGGACACAAGUCAGAUGAGAGAUCUUGGUAGUAGGAGCAUCGCUGGAAGGAUCAACGGAGCAUUGUGCAGCGUAGGACCCUGUUUUGAUGACCGCACAGUACAUGCAGGCAAAACUGGCGUUACAUCCAAGCUCAUACAUGGUAAACGGUGGGAUUGACUGGACUAGGACACAGUUGGAAACCUAUUGUUGUGUAAUUCCGUUUCAAUUGCUUUAAACCUGGGCUGAGAUUUGUUUUUAAUUUUGUGGAAUACUCAGUAUAUAUAUAUAUAUAAAUAUAAAACAUGAAAUAGCAGCCCACCUGUGUGGGUCAUACUUUAUUUUAGCAUGAGUGUUCACCCUGUUCAAAAUGCAAACAAGUUUGCAUAGACGACAAUGGUUGAAAUUCCUGCCUGUACUAUCUGCUGGAUAUAAUUUAUUUGACCACGUAAAUCAUGCUUUCAAACUAGGUUUGCUAUAUUUAAAUGUAUGCAAGUUCCCACCCACCCUCUCUUAGGAAUUCUGUGCAUUGUAAUUUUUAAAAUCCCCUUCUUUGCCUCUCUGUAGUUACACUAAAAUGGCUUUCCAGUUAAUGCAGUGGUGUGGAUUGCCAGUGGAACGCAGCAUGUGUGCAUAUAUGUAUAUUUAAGUGCGUAGGUGAUCAGCACUAACCUUCCUGAGCACAGCAGAGGAUGGUACCAGGCGUUCACUGGAAAAUGCACAAGCUCCAGCUGAUUAGCAAGCAUGGAAUACCUUCUCCUGAAUUUUGCCAUGUUGCUGCCUUUCACACGUCACCAACAUCCCUCCUAGAUGCUCUGUCCCAUCCAUCCCUUUGAUUAGGAAGUGAAGGAAAACCUGACAGCUGACUAUUGAAAUGAGGCAAAGAAUAACAGAAUGUAUACUGACUAAUGAGCAUCUAGGCUACAUCACUACACAACUGUGCCUCCUGGCAUAGCAUAUUUAUGAUGUUAACAUCCCCAGCAAAUCUGAAGGACCAAACUAGAUGGUUAUAUGGCUCUAAUAGUUUCUGAACAAUGUUGCUCCAGGUGAAGAGCAUCAACAGUAAGCUGGAGGAAAUGCGGCAGGGGAAACAUUUUGAAUAAGGAAAAAUGGGGUUUGAUACCUCCUCUGCCGCUCCUGCUUUCAAACUGGCAGUGUCCUCUGGUUGCUUUGCAUUAAAAGGAGGGAGAAAAGAGAUGCCAUUAUCUUACUCGUAGGGGCCAUGCUAGGUACCAUAGAGCAAAAAUAUAUAAGAAGAGUAGCAGGUGUUCUAUUUACUAUUUAGAGAGCCAGUGUGGUGUAGUGGUUAAGAGCGGUAGUCUCGUAAUCUGUGGAACCGGGUUCGCGUCUCCGCUCCUCCACAUGCAGCUGCU
Podarcis muralis (Common wall lizard) is the source of this 3112-nucleotide messenger RNA. It is a transcript of the gene WIPF3, whose product is annotated as WAS/WASL interacting protein family member 3. Gene Ontology annotation, molecular function: actin binding. NCBI's taxonomy places the organism in Eukaryota, Metazoa, Chordata, Lepidosauria, Squamata, Lacertidae. The record is from RefSeq and is a predicted model, not a curated record.